AUGCAAUUAGGAAUUUCACAUUCAACAAAACAAGUUUCAUUUUAUACUCUUAUAAUGCCAAUAUAUUUAGCAUCUAUUUCUGAAGGAGUGCCAACACAACCACGAGUAUGUGCAGAGAUUUAUCAUAAAUUUCCAUGUGACUCUACUUUAGUUCUUGUUUUUAAUCAUAUUCAAGCAGGAGAAAGUAAAAAUGUAUUAGUUGAUUGUGGAUUUAAAGUAGUAGCUGAAAAAGUAGAAGGAACAGUUGCUAAAUUAAUAAUGAUUAUCAAAUUAAUAAAAGACAUAAUUAUUAUGGCUGAUAUUGAUAUUGAUGCAAUAAAGAAAACAAUUACAUUCCAUAUGAAAUCAUCAGAAUUUUCUCAAUUAAAGUUAAUGGAACAAUCAUUAGCUCCUUUAUUCUAA
Messenger RNA from Entamoeba dispar SAW760, 402 nucleotides. RefSeq lists its product as uncharacterized. Bases 1 to 402 code for a protein of 133 amino acids. Lineage: Eukaryota; Evosea; Mastigamoebida; Endamoebidae. The transcript has a single exon. The record is from RefSeq and is a predicted model, not a curated record.